GUUUAAAGAAACAAAAUGAACAUUAAAUUCUUGCAACUACUUCUCUGCACUUUGUGGAUUUUGGAAAAAUGUGAGGCGGAAUUGGAAAUUGUGAGCCAGUGGAACUUGUUGCAGUUCGAUCCACCUUAUGGGUACAGUGCGGUUGAUUUCAGACCAGAAAACACUGUAUUCACCGGUUUGGAAGUAACAGCGGACCGAAUAUUCCUUGGAGCGCCCCGCCUAAGAGCGGGUAUUCCUGCAACAUUAUUUACCAUUCCCCGAAACAUUCCCUUAGGGUCCAGCCCUAAACCCCAACCAUAUCCCGACUGGUCGUAUCAUGGUGCCGGCUUGGGAUUGGACAACGAAACCACCUGCGCGGGUUUGGUCUCUGUUUACAGAAUGAGGCUGGACUCUUGUGGAAGAUUAUGGGCUCUAGAUUCGGGAAUAAUGACAUCGGUUGACGACUUUCAAAGAAUAUGCAACCCCAAAUUGGUGGUUUUCGACUUGAAAACGAACCAGCCAGUUAGAACCGUGAUCUUUCCUAGACAAGUACUGAGACCUGCGUCCUUACUGGCCAACCUGAUCAUCGAUGAAACCAUUCAGGGAACUUGCGAUUCAGCCUUUGUUUAUCUGGCAGAUACCGCUGCUCCAGGAAUUGUUGUGUAUGAUGCACUUCGGGACCGAACUUGGAGAGUCACUCAUCCGAGCAUGUUCCCUGACCCCAACUUUGCUACUUAUACCAUUACAGGCGAAAGUUUCACUUUGCCUGAUGGCGUAGUGGGAUUGGCCCAUUCGCCUAAGUUAGCCACCGUUUUUUACCAACCUUUGGCUACUGAUAGAAUUUUCAGUAUCCCAACUGCCACUCUAACCAAGGGCCCACCAGCUGAAUUCGAAGACAUUCCCGUGACUCUGGCAGGGAGAAAAUCCUCUCAAGGGUUGGGUUUGGCUCUGAAUCCAGCUGAUGAUACUCUAUACUUUAGUCCUUUGACCGAAACCUCAAUAGCAUCAUGGAAUCCGUUGACUAACAAGCAAAG
Messenger RNA from Dendroctonus ponderosae (mountain pine beetle), 1013 nucleotides. RefSeq names its product protein yellow-like. Gene Ontology annotation, cellular component: extracellular region. The record is from RefSeq and is a predicted model, not a curated record. NCBI's taxonomy places the organism in Eukaryota, Metazoa, Arthropoda, Insecta, Coleoptera, Curculionidae.